Messenger RNA from Symbiodinium pilosum, 186 nucleotides. NCBI's taxonomy places the organism in Eukaryota, Dinophyceae, Suessiales, Symbiodiniaceae. The record is from the annotation of a GenBank genome assembly.
GACAACGAAGACCUGCCUGCAGAAGGCUGGUGUGCUCGCCGGAGACCAGCGGCGGAGGAGCCAGAUGGAGGCGAAGCUCAGCCAGCUGGUUGGUGUGCUCGUCGUCGGGAUGCCGCUGAGGAGCUAGAAGGAGGCGAAGACCAGCCAGCAGGGGCUUGGUGCGCUCGUCGAAGGAACGCCACGGAG